CCGGCCGAGACUGGUCCCUGGGAGGUGCUGGCCGCAGGGGGCGGGGGGAGAGCCGGGAGACGCUGUCCUGAAAACGCUGGUGGUCCAGCAAGGCCUUUUCCCGGGCCAGGAGGCGCCGCCUUGUCAGGGCGCCUGGCUCCAGCUGCCUUCCUUCCUUCCCUUGGAGCGAAGAGCUCGAGGCCCGGGAGGGGGUGCGAGUGGUGAGCGUGGCAGCUGCGCUGGCUCCCGCCGUUAAGGCCUGGGGGACAAGUUGCUGCCUGUCGGCAUUCAGUCCUUUCCAAAACACUGGUGCUUCCUUUAUGCUGGGCCAGAGGCAAUCUGAGGUGACCCAAGAAAGGUACCCCUCGUGAGCUCCUCUGUGGUGCGGGAAGACAAGCAAAGUCUGGCAUUUACAGCGUAGUGUGGCGACUCCGUGAUGGAGAGUUUCCUAAACAAGCAAAAUCUGGCAUUUACAGCGUAGUGUGGCGACUCUGUGAUGGAGAUUUACCUAAAAGCCAGGGGUGCGCGGAAGAAGCAGGCACGGCGGGUGGUGAUCCAGAAGGCUAGAAGUAUGCCAGAUGGGGGGGUUGAGGUUCUCCAGGAAGAGGUAACUGUGCAAAACAGAGGCAGGAAAAGGUAUGGUAUAUUUAGGGAAAAGGAGUUCUGGCUGCCCCGUGAGUGUGUGUGUGGGCGCGCACACGCGCUGAAGGAAGAGGAAAGUGUGGAUGGAGAGGUAAACGGGGGCCAGAUCAUGAAGGACCCUGUGUGUCUUAAAGUUCUUUGGAUUUUAUCCUGUAGGCAGUGGAGAGUAUGGAAGGAUAUUAAGCAGGCUAGGGCCUUCAGAUUUUUUUUUUUUUAAUAAGUCUGUUAGAAGUGCAGAAGAUGAAGGGAGAAAUUGAGAUCAGAUUUUUUUUUCUCUAGCCUCCCUACUUCAUUCAGUUUGAUCCUGUGGAAUCAGGACCUUGAGUAUCUCCUAGGAUAGCAAGUGGAACAGUAAUUAUAAAAAGUGAUUGAACUCUGGUGGGGAACACGGUAAUGAGGAGGUUAUGCAUGUGUGAGUGCAGGUGGUAUAUGGGAAGUCGUUGUACCUUCCACUCACUCAGUUUGCUGUGAACCCAAAACUGCUCUAAAAAAAUAAAUUCUAUUAAAAAAAACAACUGGAAAUGACUUGAAAGGUAACUAGGAAUAGCAAAAGAAUAUUGGCUUUGGAAAUCAUACUGUCACAUUUCAAUUCCUUUGCAGUCUCUUACUAUAGUAAUUGUGAUUUUAGACCAAAAUGUUAACCUCUUUAUGCCUGUUUUCACAUUCGUAGAGACAGUACAUUCAUCGUAGAAAGUUGUUUGGGGAUUAACAAUAACACGGUCAAGUGCCUAGCACUACUAUGCACUCAAUAAUCGGUGACUAAUAUUUUUCCUUUACACAAUGUGGGCUUCUCCAUUGGACUCCAGAGAAGAAGGAGAGGGGGCCAACCCCUGAAGAGGCAAUACAGAAACUGAAGGAGACGGAGAAGAUAUUGAUCAAGAAACAGGAAUUUCUGGAGCAGAAGAUUGAACAGGAGCUACAAACUGCCAAGAAGCAUGGGACGAAGAAUAAGAGAGGGUGUGGGCUGGAUCAGCCGCCCUACAGGCUUUGCGGAGGAAGAAAAGGUUGGAACAGCAGCUGGCACAAACGGACGGGACAUUAUCCACCCUGGAGUUUCAGCGUGAGGCCAUUGAGAAUGCCACCACCAAUGCAGAAGUGCUUCGUACCAUGGACCUUGCUGCCCAAGGCAUGAAGAAGGCCUACCAGGACAUGUGGGGACAUUGACAAGGUGGAUGAACUGAUGGCUGACAUCACAGAACAACAGGAGGUGGCCCAGCAGAUCUCAGAUGCCAUUUCUCGACCCGUGGGAUUUGGAGAUGAUGUGGAUGAGGAUGAACUGUUGGAGGAGCUAGAGGAGCUGGAGCAGGAGGAAUUGGCCCGAGAGUUGUUACAUGUGGGCGACAAGGAGGAGGAACCCCCAGUCACACUGCCCAGUGUACCGUCUACACAUCUUCCUGCAGGGCCAGGUUCCGCUGCCUUAAGGAUGACAGUCCUAGGCCGCCCUGGAAGUUGGAGCUGCCGGUGGUUGCCACUCCUGCUGCUGCUGUUGCUGGGCACAGGUCGAGAUCCAGGGGUGGAAGGUGUGACACACUACAAGGCCGGCGACCCCGUCAUUCUGUAUGUCAACAAAGUGGGACCUUACCAUAACCCUCAGGAGACUUACCACUACUAUCAGCUUCCAGUCUGCUGUCCUGAGAAGAUACGCCACAAAAGCCUUAGCCUGGGUGAAGUGCUGGAUGGGGACCGGAUGGCUGAGUCUUUGUACGAGAUCCGCUUUCGGGAGAAUGUGGAGAAGAGAAUUCUGUGCCACAUGCAGCUCAGUUCCGCACAGGUGGAACAGCUGCGCCAGGCCAUUGAGGAACUAUACUACUUUGAGUUUGUGGUGGACGACUUGCCAAUCCGUGGCUUUGUGGGCUACAUGGAGGAGAGUGGCUUCCUGCCUCACAGCCACAAGAUAGGACUCUGGACCCAUUUGGACUUCCACCUAGAAUUCCACGGAGAUCGAAUUAUAUUUGCCAAUGUCUCAGUGCGGGACGUCAAGCCCCACAGUUUAGAUGGGUUACGACCGGAUGAGUUCCUAGGCCUCACCCACACCUACAGUGUGCACUGGUCUGAGACUUCAGUCGAGCGUCGGAGUGACAGGCGCCGUGGUGAUGAUGGUGGUUUCUUUCCCCGAACACUGGAAAUCCAUUGGUUGUCCAUCAUUAAUUCCAUGGUGCUUGUGUUUUUACUGGUGGGUUUUGUGGCUGUCAUUCUCAUGCGUGUGCUUCGAAAUGACCUGGCUCGGUACAACUUGGAUGAAGAGACAACCUCUGGAGGUUCUGGUGAUGACUUUGACCAAGGUGACAAUGGCUGGAAAAUUAUCCAUACAGAUGUCUUCCGCUUCCCUCCAUACCGUGGUCUGCUCUGUGCUGUGCUUGGUGUGGGUGCCCAGUUCCUGGCCCUUGGCACUGGCAUUAUUGUCAUGGCGCUGCUGGGCAUGUUCAACGUGCACCGUCACGGGGCUAUUAACUCAGCAGCCAUCUUGUUGUAUGCCCUGACUUGCUGCAUCUCUGGCUAUGUGUCCAGCCACUUCUACCGGCAGAUUGGAGGCGAGCGUUGGGUGUGGAACAUCAUUCUCACCACCAGUCUCUUCUCUGUGCCUUUCUUCCUGACGUGGAGUGUGGUGAACUCCGUGCAUUGGGCCAAUGGUUCAACACAGGCUCUGCCAGCCACCACCAUCCUGCUGCUUCUGACGGUUUGGCUGCUGGUGGGCUUUCCCCUCACUGUCAUUGGAGGUAUCUUCGGGAAGAACAACGCUAGCCCCUUUGAUGCACCUUGUCGCACCAAGAACAUAGCUCGGGAAAUCCCACCCCAGCCCUGGUACAAGUCUUCUCUCGUCCACAUGACUGUUGGAGGCUUCCUGCCUUUCAGUGCCAUCUCUGUGGAGCUGUACUACAUCUUUGCCACAGUCUGGGGUCGGGAGCAGUACACUUUGUACGGCAUCCUCUUCUUCGUCUUCGCCAUCCUGCUGAGCGUGGGGGCUUGCAUCUCCAUCGCACUCACCUACUUCCAGUUGUCUGGGGAGGAUUACCGCUGGUGGUGGCGAUCUGUGCUGAGUGUUGGCUCCACUGGCCUCUUCAUCUUCUUCUACUCAGUUUUCUACUAUGCCCGGCGCUCCAACAUGUCGGGGGUGGUACAGACAGUAGAGUUCUUUGGCUACUCCUUACUCACUGGAUAUGUCUUCUUCCUCAUGCUGGGCACCAUCUCCUUUUUUUCUUCCCUAAAGUUCAUCCGUUAUAUCUAUGUUAACCUCAAGAUGGACUGAGUUUUGGGUGGCAAAACUAUCACUCUUCUUUCCCUUUCUUCAUGCCCUACUGAUCUCUUACCAACAUCUCUUCUGAUUGAGUGACUGAGUUGUGUGAUGGUUUUGUUGCCUUCCCCUUUGCCCUUUGGGCCUCCCUUCUCCAGAGAGGUCCCGGAAAUUAUAAGCCUCUAUUAUAUAAGGAGUAUAUAUUUGAACUUUUUAAGUUGCCUUUUUUUGGUCCUGAUUUUUCUUUUUACAAUACCAAAAUAAAAUUUAUUAAGAAAAAGG
Molecule: messenger RNA, 4135 nt
Organism: Aethalodelphis obliquidens (Pacific white-sided dolphin)
Lineage: Eukaryota; Metazoa; Chordata; Mammalia; Artiodactyla; Delphinidae
Gene: TM9SF1
Product: transmembrane 9 superfamily member 1
Exons: 9
Coding region: 1802-3868 (688 amino acids)
Biological process (GO): late endosome to vacuole transport via multivesicular body sorting pathway; vesicle budding from membrane; protein localization to membrane
Cellular component (GO): membrane; multivesicular body; cytoplasmic side of plasma membrane
Source: RefSeq, a predicted model, not a curated record